This is a messenger RNA of Lentinula edodes (shiitake mushroom), 515 nucleotides long. RefSeq lists its product as uncharacterized. The transcript is spliced from 3 exons. Lineage: Eukaryota; Fungi; Basidiomycota; Agaricomycetes; Agaricales; Omphalotaceae. The record is from RefSeq and is a predicted model, not a curated record. The coding region runs from base 37 to 291 and encodes 84 amino acids.
AAUAACAAGAAAGUCUUGUCUAAUGCGACACAUAUUAUGGGUGCUGAUCCCACACGCCGAUUCAUGUUUGGCCUAACGAUUGAUAAAUUUAAUAUCCGACUAUGGUUCUUCUCCCGGUCGCAUGUAUUCGUUACAGAGGCGAUGAAUCUGCACACGGACGCCAAACACCUAAUCUAUUUUGCUUUGUCCCCGUUCGAAAGGCGAAGUUUCUGCUCGGGAGCGCAACUCGUGUAUUCAAAGUUCAGCAAGUUCUUCAUGACGAAGGAGACCUUGAUAGCGAGGUCAAGGUGAUCAAUGACUAUUGGUUACCUGAAGAUUCUCCCACGGAACUAGAAACCCGUUCGGCCUUCUAAGCUCAUGUUCAGAAGGUUAACGUCGUCCCAAAUCUAUGUAGACCGGAGUACUUUCAAUAGAUACUUUGUCAAGAUUGAAGCCUGCGAGAAAGUUCAGCAUUUCACCAUUGCAACACAAUCCUCCACUUGCCGACGAGUAAUGAGUGUGAGCAUUCCAGCCUC